Physella acuta is the source of this 597-nucleotide messenger RNA. Its product is annotated as histidine-rich glycoprotein-like. Lineage: Eukaryota; Metazoa; Mollusca; Gastropoda; Physidae. The record is from RefSeq and is a predicted model, not a curated record.
AUGACUCAUUCACACACCUCAGGUGAUGAUCAAAUGAGUCUCCACCACAUGUCAGAUGAUGGUCACAUCAGGUACCACCACAUGUCAGAUGAUGGUCACAUCAGGCAUCACCACAUGUCAGAUGAUGGUCACAUCAGGCAUCACCACAUGUCAGGUGAUGGUCACAUUAGGCACCACCACAUGUCAGAUGAUGGUCACAUCAGGCAUCACCACAUGUCAGAUGAUGGUCACAUCAGGCAUCACCACAUGUCAGAUGAUGGUCACAUCAGGCAUCACCACAUGUCAGGUGAUGGUCACAUUAGGCACCACCACAUGUCAGAUGAUGGUCACAUCAGGUACCACCACAUGUCAGGUGAUGGUCACAUUAGGCACCACCACAUGUCAGAUGAUGGUCACAUCAGGUACCACCACAUGUCAGGUGAUGGUCACAUUAGGCACCACCACAUGUCAGAUGAUGGUCACAUCAGGUACCACCACAUGUCAGGUGAUGGUCACAUCAGGCACCACAACAUCUUAGGUGCUGGCCACUUGAUUCAACACUACAUUGCAUUUUCUGGUCACAUGACUAACCCCUACGUUACACUUCUAAUCACAUGA